CUGCAGGGCCUCAGUCUGGGACCAAGGGGACAUCUGAGUGGACAUAUCCAAGAGUGUCCCUCACUGCCUACAAGAUUCCCAGCUUCCAGCUUCCGGGAAACGGUGGGGAAAAGUGGCUUUGGGCCUCUCAACCCUUUGCCCUUGUCUCAUUCCUUGGAUCAACUCCUGCCUGCCUCCCCCCCUAGCCAAGUUGUGGCGCCAGAAGUCGUCGCUGGAGCCACCGUGCCAGUGAGAGCGCAGAGCCGGGCCAAGGGGGCCAUGUCCACCAAGGUGCCCAUCUACCUGAAGCGCAGCGGCCGCAAGGGCAAGAAGGAGAAGCUUCGGGACCUCCUGUCCUCCGACAUGAUCAGCCCUCCGCUGGGGGACUUCCGCCACACCAUCCACAUCGGCAGCGGCGGUGGGGACGACAUGUUUGGGGACAUCUCCUUCCUGCAGGGCAAAUUCCACCUCCUGCCCGGUACAGCAGGCGAAGGUCCAGAAGAUGGCCCCCUGGAGCUGCCCUUCCCAUUCAUGCGCACAGCCACGGUGUUAGGUCAGGGGCUGCCGGACGGGCCGUCCCCGCUGCUGAAGAACGCCAUCUCUCUCCCGGUCAUCGCUGGCCCCCAGGCCCUCACCCUGCCGCUGGCCCAGGCCCCACCCAAGCCCCCUCGGCUGCACCUGGAGACCCCCCAGCCCUCCCCACCGGAGGCUGAGGGUGUGGACCUCUGGAGGACUCCCGAGGCUAGCCACGCUCACAAUGGGCUGACCCCCACGUCGGAGGCUGAGGAGGCUAGCCACGCCCACAAUGGGCUGACCCCCACGUCCGAGGCGGAGGAGCCCUUCCUGUCCCAGGCCAGCUCCCUGCUCUCACUGCACGUGGACCUGGGGCCCUCCAUCCUGGACGACGUGCUCCAGGUCAUGGACCAGGUCCCCUCGUAGCGGCCAGGCUGGCCGGAGGCUGGGCCGUGUGUGGGCGCAGCCUGACCUCGGAGACAGGCCCCAGGGCCUGCUGUGUACUUGGUUACCUGCCAGGGCCUCACCCCGUGGGCAGACUGCUGCAGCUCCCCCUAACAACCCACCAAGGACAGGGGUCAGGGCAGCAGCCCAGAGCCCUGAGCCCCGCAAACCCAUCAGCUCCUCCCUCCCUCAGCCCACCUGACUCAGAUGACAUGGACUCCUGGGGCUGGGAGCGUCACACAGAAACAGAAGGUGCCCUGCUUUGUCCCCUCCCUGACCCUCCUCCCAUGUGACAGACUUGGGGGAUCUGGUUGCAAUAAAACUGGCGGCGGCUGGUGGCUAGGCACCUUG
Messenger RNA from Echinops telfairi (small Madagascar hedgehog), 1287 nucleotides. It is a transcript of the gene CDC42EP2, whose product is annotated as CDC42 effector protein 2. NCBI's taxonomy places the organism in Eukaryota, Metazoa, Chordata, Mammalia, Afrosoricida, Tenrecidae. Bases 259 to 918 code for a protein of 219 amino acids. The transcript has a single exon. The record is from RefSeq and is a predicted model, not a curated record.